UGACCUUUAACAGUGAUGGGGCACCUGUGUUUGAUUCCAGCAAGAGCACAAUUUGGCCAAUUCAAGUAAUGUUAAAUGAGCUGCCAGUUUUGAUGCGGUGGCAAAAUGUGCUCGUCUCAGGGCUGUGGUUCUCAUGGACUCACCCACCGAUGCAUCUCUUCAUGACACAAUUUGUUGAAGAAGUCUCCAAUGUUGGAACUCUAGUGUGGUCUCAUGCUGGUAGGACCAUUAGAUCAGCAGUGCAUGCAGUUGUUUGUUGUGUGGACUCUCCGGCCAGGGCAGCUAUCUUGAACAGCAAGCAGUUCAAUGGAUACUUUGGGUGCAGCUGGUGCUUGCAGCAAGGUGAAGUUAUUGAUGGUACACUGAAGUACUCAUUUUGCAGCGACGUGCCUGGAAGGACACACCGUGGGGUGUUGAAAGCAAUGGUGAAAGCAGUGCAGAAGAAGGAACCAGUGUUCGGCAUAAAAGGUCCAUCCACUCUGAUCAAGCUGCGAGGCUUUGAUCUCGUCUGGGGCCUGCCUCCUGACUACAUGCACUGCGUCUUGGAAGGUGUGACCAAACAGGUUACUGAAAUGUGGCUGUCAGCUACAGGUUCCACGUGGUAUAUUGGGAGGCACAUGAAGCUAAUUGAUUCGAGGUUGCUCUUGAUAAAGCCACCAAUAAUCUUUUCAAGAUCAGGACGGCCUUUGUCAGAUCGUGCUUUUUGGAAGGCUGCAGAGUGGCGCUCUUGGCUUCUUUUCUACAGCCUUCCAUGUGUCUCUGACAUAUUGCCCCGACCUUAUCUGACACAUUUCGCACUUCUUGCAAAGGCUGUGUUUCUUUUAUUGGAGGAUGUUAUCCUAGAAGAUGAAAUUUGUGCUGCUGAGAGGUCCCUCUUAGCAUUUGUUCAGCAGAUGGCCAAGUUGUAUGGGCAGAAUGCAAUGACUUUUAAUGUGCAUCAAUUAUUGCACCUCACAAAGUCGACACGAAUGUUUGGCCCCUUGUGGGCUACAUCAACGUUUCCCUUUGAAGAUGGAAUUGGCAGGGCACUGCAGCUUGUGACAGCAGCUAAAUAUGUGCCUGCUCAGAUUUCUGAACGGUGCAUCAUGCACCAAACCUUCAGAACAGUUUCAGUGCAUAUGGACCUUCAACCAAGUCUUUUGUCUGCCAAAAAAGAGCUUGAACAUAGUUAUAAGCGUUGUUCUCAGACAUGUGUUCUUGGACAG
Dermacentor andersoni is the source of this 1205-nucleotide messenger RNA. RefSeq lists its product as uncharacterized. Lineage: Eukaryota; Metazoa; Arthropoda; Arachnida; Ixodida; Ixodidae. The record is from RefSeq and is a predicted model, not a curated record.